GGGGUCCCACCCCGACCCCGACCUGCUGCACCGGCAGCCGUACGGAGCGCCCCACCCGCUGCAGGGCUAUGCGGCCAACCACCACCCGCCAGGUCUCUCGGGGCUCUUUGAGACGGGGCUGCACCACGCGGGGGGCGCCGCCCCCGACGCCUCCGUCAUGAACCUGAUCUCAGCGCUGGAGUCGCGGGGACCCCAGCCCGGACCCUCGGCCUCGUCCCUGCUCUCCCAGUUCCGCACGCCCUCCUGGCAGACUGCCAUGCACACUCCAGCUCCGGCCGAACUCUUCAUCUCGGGCGCCCUGCCCGGCUCGGGCACCUUCCCGUCCUCGUCGGCGCUGGGUCCCUACCAGCACCCGGCGUCGUUCGGCGGCCGCAGCUUCCCGGUGGGGUCCCCGCUGAGCCUGCCCGAGGCCGCCUUCAGCCCCGGCUCCAACGGGCUGCUGUCCCCGCACGAUCCGCUGCUGCACAUCAAGCCCACGCAGCCCGCCGUGCCCUCCUCGCUGGGCUUCGACCGCCUGGGCUCGGCCGUGCUGGGCUCGGCGCUGCCGGCGCAGACCCCUCCGUACCGGCCGGCUCCCAGUUCGUCCCAGUUCAACCUGCUGGCCGCGGCCGAGCAGCCGCCGCAGCUCUACAACGCGCCCGUGUUCGGCGGCGCCAACGCGGCGGGCGGCGGCGAGCGCGCCAUAUCGCGACAGGACAGCGUCAUCAAGCACUACCAGCGGCCGGGCGCGGCUCAGCCGCAGCUGCCGCCGGCGCCGGGGCUGCAGCACUACCUGAGCUGCGGCGGCUCGUACCAGCAGGUGCCGGCUCACCGCGCCCCGCUGUCGUGCAGCCCGCUGGGCGAGCAGUCCCCGGCCAGCUCCGAGGGCUCCCAGCAGCCGCCCAAAGCCGCGCCGGCGGCGCCGCGCCCCGAGCCGGGGUACCGGCCCAUCAUCCAGUCCCCGGGCUACUCCGGCGGCGCCAACGCCGCGGGCAACGGCGGCACGGCCGGCGGCAACGGCGGCAAGUCCAAGAGUUACUCGGCGUCGCGGCAGCCGCCGCGCUCCACCAACACGCCCAAGUGCCAGAGCAGCUACACGCCCAGCACGCCCAAGCCCAGCUCGGUGAUCGCCAGCCAGUCUCCGGCCUACUCACCGGGCCAGCCGCCGCAGAGCCUGCUGGCCAUGGGAGCGGCCCCCGGUUACAGCGGCCCCGGCGCGCCGCAGAGCCUGGCGGGGACAGCGCAGCCCUCGGGCGGCUUUGGCGCGGGCCAGGCCGGGGACAUGGCGGGCAAAGCGGGCGGCGGCUACCAGGGCACGGGGCAGGGCGGGCAGCAAGGCGGGCUGCAGCCGUGCGUCAGCGCCGCGGGCACCUACUCGCCCGAGCAGCUGCAGGCGCUGCCCUACGGCGUGCAGCCCGAGGGGGCGCAGCCGGGGGGCUACGGGCCGCCCGCCCCCUCGCAGCAGGGUCUGCCCACGGCCAGCCCUUCGCUGAGCUACAGCACCACCGGGCACUCGCCCGCCAUGCCCGGCCCGCCGCCGCUGCCCUACGCCGGCCUGGGCGGCUCCAGCCCCUCGCCCAUCAUCCGCCCGCUGCAGUCGCCGCCGGCGGCGCGGCCGCAGAGCGGGGCCUCGCCGGGGCAGUCGCAGAAAUACCUGGGCUCCGUGCUCUCGCCGUCCUUCAUGGCCCCGCAGGGUUACGGCGCCGCGCCGGGCGGGGGGCUCGACAGGCAGCAGCCCCCAGCCCCGCCGGGGGCGCCCCCCAAUUUCGGCAAAGGGGCCAAGGGCGAGGCGGAGCUGCUGGCGGCGGAGCGCAGCGAGGACGAGGAUUUCCUGAUCCAGCACCUGCUGCAGGCGCCCAGCCCGCCCCGAGAGGGGCUGGGGGGCUGCGAGGAGCGCCCCAAAGCCUUGGGGGGCUACGGCGGCGCGCUGGGCAAGGAGGAGCGGUACCAACUGCAGAGCGUGAUCCGGCCCAACUCCAACCUGGAGGCGCCGCUGGAGCUGGCGCUGCUCAAGGAGAAGAAGAAACCGGAGAGGGGCAAAGAAUUCCGGGGGGCCAGCGGAGGAGGAGGAGGCGGCGGCGAGGUGGCGGCCACGUCGGUGGUGCACUACGGGCACCAAGCGCCGCCCGCCAUGGACUCGUACGAGAUGAAGAAACCGCCCGAACACCUGGCCGGGGGCAAGGAGCUGGGCCAGCCGCCCCCUCCUCACUCGUACCUGCCCAAAACCCCCGAGCACGGGCGGCUGGUGGGCGAGGGACCCCCGUUGGAGCCCCACAACCUCCUGCUGGACCCCUCGCCGGAGCUGGGGGGCUCGCUGCUGCCCUCGGUGCUGACGCACACGCAGAGCCAGCUGCACCCGCGGCCCAAGGGCCGGGCGCCGCUCGACGUUCACCUGCUGGAGCAGCAGCGAAUGCCGCCCCCUCCUCCGCCGCCCCCUCCUCCGCCGCCCCCCGCGCCCCCCUCGGCGCCCCCGGCCCCUCCGGCCGCCCCCUCCCCGCAGCUGCUGCUCGAGGCCCACCUGCACCAGGUGCGCUCGCAAGGCCUGGACCCCCAAGCGCCGCCGCCGCUGCCCCCCGACUCCAUGGAGGUGUUGCCCCCUCCCCAAGAGAUCCAGGACUUCUUGGAGCCCCCCUUGGGUUUGGAGCCGCACUUGGGGCAGAGCGCGGGGGUCCAGGGACCCCCCGGGCACCUGCUGGACCCCGAGGGGGGGGUCCCGGCCGUGCCCCCCGAGGCCAAGGAUCAGUUUGCCGAAGGCGGCAGCCCCGCCGGGGGCAAGGGGCGUUUCGUGCCCCUCACGUCCAUCUGCUUCCCGGACGCGCUGCUGCAGGACGAGGACCGCGGCUUCUUCCCCGGCAUGGAGGACAUGUUCGGGCCCCCGCCCGAGGAUUUCCCCAAGGCCAGCGAGGAGGAGGAGGAGGAAGGCAGCGCCAACGCGGCCGCGCUGGAGGCGGCGCGGCCCGAGGGGAUGAAGGCUCCCCCUCCGUACGACAUGGGGCAGAGCUACCCCGCGUUCUGCCCGCAGGACGGGGCGACCCCCGGGGAGCCCCCUCAGCUGGGGCUGGAGCCCCCCAAACACGAGUUACCCUCCACGGUGAACGCGGAGCCGCUGGGUUUGAUCCAGAGCACGGGCGACGGCGGCCCCAAACCGCCUCCUCCACCCCUGAGCACGCCUUUAUUCUGCUCCUCCAAACCCAAAAAACUGCUCAAAACCUCCUCCUUCCACCUGCUCCGCAAGCGGGACCCCUUCCCGCCGCCCAAGAAGACCUACGCGCAGGAGUACGAGUUCGAGGACGACGAGGACAAGGCCGACGUGCCCGCCGACAUCCGCCUCAACUCGCGGCGCCUCCCGGACCUGCUGCCCGACCUCAUCUCCAGCUGCCGCCGCGCUCCGCUCACGCCCAUGGGCGACAUCGACUUCUGCCCGCACCCCGGCGCCCACCACGCCGCCGCUCCCAAGAAGCGAGGCCGCAAACCCACCAAGCCCAAGCGGGAAGGGCCGCCCAGGCCGCGGGGCAGGCCCAGGAUCCGGCCCUUGGAGCCGCCCGGCUUCCCCGAGGGAGCCAAGAGGCCGCGGGGAAGGGGCCGGGGUCGGGGCAAGAAGGGAGGAGAGGACGGAGAGGGGAUGGAGCCGCUGCGGCCGCUCAAGAUCAAACUCGCCGUCUCCAAACCCGAGCCCGCCCCUCCCCCCGCCCCUCCCCCCGGCCCCGCCGCCCCCCCCCCCCCAUUCCCGGGGGUCCCCGAGCCCCCCGCCCCUCCCCCGGCGCAGGAGCCCCCCCAGAGCCGCCCGAAGGCGGCGCCGCGGCCGCGCGAGGCCGAGGAGAAGGCGCCGGAGCUGAAGUCGGGCUCCUUCAUGGCCUCCUUCCUGGACUUCCUCAAGGCCGGCAAGCGCCCGCAGCCGCUGCCCCCCAGCCCCUCCAAGCCCCCCAAGGCCGGCGCCCCCCAGAGCUUCCCCCUGGGCGGGUCCCUGGAGGCGGGCGAGGCCGGCGAGGGGCUGGUGAUGGGCGGCUGCCCCUCGCCCUGCAAGCGCCUGGACGAGGAGCUCAAGAGGAACCUGGAGACGCUGCCGUCCUUCUCCAGCGACGAGGAGGACUCGGUCAGCAAGAACCAGGACCUGCAGAAGAGCAUCAGCUCGGCCAUCUCGGCGCUGGACGAGCCCCCGGAGCGCAGGGAGCCGCCCGAGGCACCAGCCGCCCCCCCGCCGGAGGACCCCCCCCCUUCCCCUCCCCCCGCCCCCCCGGAGCCCCCCCAGCCCGAGCCCGCCCCUCCCCCCCCCGCCUCCCCUCCCCCCAGCGCUGCCGCCCCCGCCCCCACCCCAGGGGGGUCCCCCAGCCCCCCCCGGGGGUCCCCGGAGCCCCCCGAGCCCCCCGAGCGCCCCCUGCACCUGGCACAGAAGCAGGGCACGGCCGCCGUGUGCGGGGACACCAGCGACGAGGAGGAGAGCGGCGGAGAGGGGAUCUUCAGAGAGAGGGACGAGUUCGUGGUGAGGGUGGAGGACAUCCCUGCGCUCAAGCUGGCGCUGCAGACGGGCCGGGAGCCGCCGCCCAUCUGGAGGGUGCAGAAGGCGCUGCUGCAGAAAUUCACCCCCGAGAUCAAGGACGGGCAGCGCCAGUUCUGCGCCACCAGCAACUACCUGGGCUAUUUCGGGGAUGCCAAGCACCGGUACCAGCGGCUCUACGUCAAAUUCCUGGAGAACGUCAACAAGAAGGAUUACGUGAGGGUGUGCUCCCGGAAACCCUGGCACCGCCCCCUGGCGCUCAGGAGACAAACCCACCCCAAGCCCAGCGCCCCCAAAGCCCCUCCCCCCCCCAGACCCGACCCCACGGACAAACCCCAAAAACCCGAAAAAGCCCCAAAAGCGGAGAAAACCCCAAAAACGGAGAAACAGCCCCGGAGCGAGGCCGCCCCUCCCCCCCCCGCGCCCCCCGCGGGGCCCCCCCGCGCCCCCCCCGGCCCCCCCAAGGCCAAAGCGAAGCCCCCCAAGGUGAAGGCGGAGCCCCCCCCCAAAAAGAGGAAAAAAUGGCUCAAGGAGGCGGCGACGACGUCGGAGUCGGAGUCGAGCGGGGACCCCCCGAGCGAGGAGGAGCGGGCCCCGCCGGGGCGGGUGCUGAACACGCGGGCCAUGAAGGAAAUGUACCGGAGCUACGUGGAGAUGCUGGUCAGCACCGCCCUGGACCCCGACAUGAUCCAGGCCCUGGAGGACACCAACGAUGAGCUGUACCUGCCCCCCAUGCGGAAAAUCGACGGCAUCCUCAACGACCACAAGAAGAAGGUGCUCAAGAGGGUGACGCUGAACCCCAGCCUGCAGGAGGCGCUGCACACGUUCCCGCAGCUGCACGCCGAGCCCGGCGAGUCCCUGGUGCGGCUGCGCCCGGGCGGGGACCCGUACAACCGAAAAACGCUGAGCAAGGUGAAACGGAGCGUGGGCAAACCGCAGGAGUUCAAGGUGGAGGUGGAGAAGUCGUUCCUGUACACGCUGUACCACUCGCUGCACCACUACAAGUACCACACCUUCCUGCGCUGCAAGGACGAGACGACGGCCAUCGAGGGCCGCGCCGAGGACCUGGGCCAGGAGGAGGUGGUGCAGCGCUGCAUGCGCAACCAGCCCUGGCUCGAGCGCCUCUUCGACUCCUUCAGCGACCUGCUGGCCCAGGCGCGCGCCAAGUGCGCCUGAACCCCGAAAACACGGGGGGGACACACCCCUGGGAUUGGGGAUCCCCCCCAAAAAACCCGGGGGGA
This is a messenger RNA of Zonotrichia leucophrys gambelii, 5715 nucleotides long. RefSeq names its product proline rich 12 (gene PRR12). The record is from RefSeq and is a predicted model, not a curated record. The transcript is spliced from 13 exons. NCBI's taxonomy places the organism in Eukaryota, Metazoa, Chordata, Aves, Passeriformes, Passerellidae. The coding region runs from base 158 to 5650 and encodes 1830 amino acids.